Molecule: messenger RNA, 933 nt
Organism: Parnassius mnemosyne (clouded apollo)
Lineage: Eukaryota; Metazoa; Arthropoda; Insecta; Lepidoptera; Papilionidae
Source: the annotation of a GenBank genome assembly
AUGCCCACCUUCCUAACGCCAGGCAGGCACGGGUACAGUGUGCGAUUUUCUCGCACACGACCUGACUCACUAGCAGUGGCUACAAGCCAAUAUUAUGGACUUGCUGGUGGUGGUACACUGUUCUUCUUGGAACUGGCACCAGAUGGUAGCACACUGUUGGAGCUACAGAAACUUGAAUGGAGUGAUGGACUUUUUGAUGUGACGUGGUCGGGCACUGGUGACGGAGUGGCAGCGUGCGGCGCCGGCGACGGCGCUGUGGUGGUAUGGCGCGGCGGCUGCGCGGCGCCUUUGCGCGUUUUACGCGCGCAUCGCAGUGAAGUUUGUUCAGUUGAUUGGCCUCGUGCGCAUCUGCUGAGUGCUAGCUGGGAUACCACUGUUAAAUUGUGGGACCCUGAAUCGGAGGCGUGUCUCAGCACGUUCUCGGGUCACUCGCAGCUUGUAUACACAGCGGCUUUCUCUCCACACUCGCCGGCCACAUUCGCCUCGGUGUCGGGAGAUGGACAUCUCAAACUCUGGACGUGUACGGAGCCGGCGAGACCGGCCGCCGCCGUAAAAGCGCAUGAUGCUGAGGUGUUGUCUUGUGAUUGGGGUAGAACGGAGAGUCAUGCCUUGGCCACGGCGGGAUCUGACGGCUUGAUAAGAGGCUGGGACCUUAGAAGACUGACCACGCCGAUGUUUACACUAAAAGGUUGCGAGUGUGCAGUAAGAAGGGUUCAAUUCUCUCCUCACGCGCCUUCAGUUAUAGCAGGCGUAUCAUAUGAUUUUACUACGAGAAUUUGGGACUUAAAGCGCGGCUGUGAACCAUUGGAGACGAUUCGGCAUCAUUCCGAGUUUACGUACGGGCUGGACUGGAACGCGUUGAGGCCACAUCAGAUUGCCGACUGCGGGUGGGAUUCGCUUGUGCACGUGUUCAUUCCUCGGUCGCUAGCCUGA